UUAAGCGUGGAUCCCAGUUUCUGAUGCGACGUUUGUGUGAGACUUCCGGCGGAAGUAAACAACAAGGCGCUAGCAUCGUUAGCUUCCAGGUUUUCUUCUGUUUAUCGUCGGUUUUUGCUGUGUGAGCUGAAUAUUUCAGAGUCUGCAGUAACAACAUCUUCGGUUCAUCAUCUGAGAGAAUUGAUCAGAGAGCGACUAACUGCUGCUGCUGGAGAAAUAUUCAGAAACAUCGUUCAUUAGGAGGAAGAGAUCGAUCAUCAGCUCAGACUGCUGGAUAUCAGCUGGAAAACCCAGAUCAGAUCAGAACCUACAGAAAAUGUGGAAAGUGAACUUUUAGUCCUCCAGGCGACCAGAGAUGUUGGUGACAUUGGAUGAGUUAUUGAGUCCAGCACCACAGGUGACUACGGCCCUUUCACAGUAGGAAAGCAGUGUCUUUCAUGAAGCUGUCCCGCAUUCGAGUCCUCACCUACAACAUGUCUUCCAUCUCUCGCCACCCCACCUUCUCUUUGCCUACUUUGGAACAAUAACAAAAAUCUUGUAGAUCAGUUUUGAAUUGUUUAGUCUUCUACAGCAUCAUGUCUGUUACUACGUGGGAGGUUGUUGCUGAUCAUGUUCUUAUAACUGAAAACAAGAACCUCAUUGUUGAGCACCAGAUACCAAAAGCUGUAGAUAUAAAACAGGAACCAGAACCACAGCAGAUGACUGAGACAAAAGAGGAACCAGAGCCUCAACCAUUUAAAGAAGAAAAAGUUGAACUGUUCAUCUUUCAUGAUGAAGGACAGCUUUUAGUGAAGCAGGAGACCAACACCUCUAUGGUGACUCCUGCCUAUGAGGAAAUAUUCAACAACGGACCAGAACUGCAGCAGAUGAUGGAGAUAAAGGAGGAACCAGAUCCUGUACAGAUUAAAGACGAACAGGAGGAAUCAGAACCUGUAAAGAUUAAAGAGGAAAAGGAGGAUCUCUGCAGUAAUCAGGAUGAUGAUGAUCAGCUUGUAGUGAAGCAGGAGACUCAAAGAUUUAUUGUGACUCGUACUUAUGAGCAAAGAGACAACAGGGAACAAAAACCAAAUAAGAACCAUGUCCCCUUUGCAAACUGCCCUGGAACUGAGAACCAACAUCAGCAAGGAAGCAACCAGAGAGACUCAGGGUCAAGUAGAGAUAAAGACCUGGAGCCAGAGAAGAGACAUCAGGACACCAGAAACCACAGGGACAAUGAGGACAUGUCCAAACUAAAGAGGCAAAAAACUAAUUUGUCAUCCUGUGAAGUAUGUGGUAAAUGUUUCAAUAAGCGUAAGUACUUGACGGACCACAUGAGAACUCACACAGGGGAGAAGCCAUAUACUUGUAAAUUAUGUGGUAAAUCUUUCACUAACCAUAGUAAUAGAGCUAAACAUCUGAGAACUCACACAGAUGAGAAACCUCAUCCCUGCGAACUGUGUGAAAAAUCCUUCAGACAGCCUAAUGAGUUGGCUCGUCACUUUAGAACCCACACCGGCGAGAAGCCUUUCUUAUGUGUGACUUGUGGAAAAGAUUUCACCCAGCAGUCUAACUUGACGGUGCACAUGAGAUCUCAUACAGGUGAGAAGCCGUAUUCAUGUAACUUCUGUGGUAACACUUUCAGAUAUGGCGGUCAGUUGACUAUUCAUGUAAGAACUCACACAGGUGAGAAGCCUUUCUCAUGUCUAACAUGCGGAAGAGCUUUCGCCAAGCAGAGCGCCUUGACUGAGCACAUGAGAACGCAUACAGGCGAGAAGCCGUAUCCCUGUAAGUUGUGUGAGAAAUCUUUCAGAAAAAGUAGCGCUUUGACUUAUCAUAUGAGAACUCAUACGAGUGAGAGGCCAUGAACUGUGUGAUAAACUUUUUGUGGGGAGCAGCGAUUUUAGUGAAAAAGCGCUUCCUUGUAAAAUGUGUGGUAAACCCUUUAGUAUUAAUAGUACAUUAAAUUAUCGGAGGAGAACUCUCAGAAAGAUAAAAGCUGAAUCAUUGUGAGGUCUUUGAGCCACAGUGCCAUCUAUAUGUUGAAUUUUGAUGUUCACACAAAGAUGUCCGAUUUAGCACUUUGAGGCGGAUGGUGAAAGUGCUAAUCCCUGCCAUAUAUGGCAAAGAGAAUUUGGAAAUUUGUUCAUUAGAUCUACCAAAGCAACGUUUCAUUCCUGAAACCUUAUAAAUAAUUUUCCUGGGUUUUGUGAGAACACUAAAGGAUGUUGUCAGUAUACAUAAACAGAAAUAGUAUCUGUCACAUCUCCUGAUGCCACCCUUUGUCUUAAGUGCAAAUUGUGGUUUUAGAUCAAUGUUUCAUAGGUUUACCGGUACACCUCAAAAAAUUAAAAUAUCUUGGAAAAAAUUCAAUAUAUUUUGGCCCUCAUUUCAGAAAGUGAACCUCAUAUUUUAUAUAAGAUCAUUACACAUAGAGUGAAAUAUUUCAAGCCUGUAUUUCUUGUAAUUAUGAGUCUUGCUUACAGAGAAUGAAAACCCAAAAAUCUGUGUACAUCAGAUUAAUAAAAAGGAUAUUCUGCACAGACA
Molecule: messenger RNA, 2523 nt
Organism: Girardinichthys multiradiatus
Lineage: Eukaryota; Metazoa; Chordata; Actinopteri; Cyprinodontiformes; Goodeidae
Product: zinc finger and SCAN domain-containing protein 2-like
Exons: 4
Coding region: 576-1844 (422 amino acids)
Biological process (GO): regulation of transcription by RNA polymerase II
Cellular component (GO): nucleus
Molecular function (GO): DNA-binding transcription factor activity, RNA polymerase II-specific; RNA polymerase II transcription regulatory region sequence-specific DNA binding
Source: RefSeq, a predicted model, not a curated record